AUGUCGCUUGCUGGCUUGAAAAAGCAGAUCAACAAAGCUAACCAAUAUGUUAGUGAAAAGAUUGGUGGGGCAAAAGGUACUGAACUGGAUGAUGAGUUUGUCAAUUUGGAAAAGAAAACUGACGCGAUGAUUAAGCUGAUUGAGGAAGUGACAGCGAGGACGAACGAACUGCUGCAGCCUAAUCCUGCUAUUCGGGUUAAGCUCCAGGCUCAAAAAUCCAUGUCAAAGUUGAGAGGUCAGACGAACCAGACGACCUACCCACAACCAGAAGGUCAACUCGGCGAAUGCAUGAGCAAGUAUGGCAGGGAACUGGGGCACGACUCUCUACUGGGACAAUCUCUUGUAGAGGCAGGAGACUCGUACAAACAACUGGCAGACAUCAAGUAUUCAUUAGAAGACUCUGUCCAUCAGAACUUUCUGGAACCUCUACAGCAGCUGCAGAACAAAGAUCUUAAGGAAGUUAAUUUCCAUAGGAAAAAGUUGCAUGGGAGGAGACUGGAUUUCGACUGCAAGAAGAGAAGGCAAGAGAAAGGAACGAGUGACGAAGACAUCAAAGCGGCGGAGGAAAAAUUCGUUGAGAGCAAGGAACUGGCAGAAGCAGCUAUGUUUAACUUGCUGGAAAACGAGGUGGAGCAGUUGCUGCAGCUGUCGUCUUUUGUUGAGGCCGAGUUGAACUACCAUAGGCAGUCAGCCGACAUCCUACAACAACUAUCGUCAAAACUUAAUCAGAAGUUUGUUGAAGCCUCGACGAAGCCGAAGAAGGAGUACGUUGCCAAGAAAUCUUCCUUCAGGCAGAACGAUUACAGCCCUACGACAGCUUCCACACCCAGCUACGGGAACGGCUCCUCGGGCUACGCAGCAGCUACCGCCGCCACCACCGCUGCUGCUGCUGCUGCCCCGCCUGUCCCUGCUGCUAGAGCGCACUGCGAAGCCUUGUACGAUUUUGAGGCGGAGAACCCUGGCGAGCUGGCGUUCAAGGAAGGCGACGACAUCAAACUCAUCUCGCACAUCGAUGAGAACUGGCUGGAGGGCUGCGUGCAUGGAAGGACCGGGUACUUCCCAGUCACUUACGUCAAAAUCAUCGUCGAUACUGAUAACGUUUAUCAGGGGUGA
This is a messenger RNA of Helobdella robusta, 1113 nucleotides long. RefSeq lists its product as hypothetical. The transcript has 10 exons. Bases 1 to 1113 code for a protein of 370 amino acids. Gene Ontology annotation, biological process: synaptic vesicle uncoating. The record is from RefSeq and is a predicted model, not a curated record. Gene Ontology annotation, molecular function: protein binding. NCBI's taxonomy places the organism in Eukaryota, Metazoa, Annelida, Clitellata, Rhynchobdellida, Glossiphoniidae. Gene Ontology annotation, cellular component: glutamatergic synapse; presynapse; cytoplasm.